This is a messenger RNA of Ipomoea triloba (trilobed morning glory), 503 nucleotides long. RefSeq names its product putative non-specific lipid-transfer protein 14. Gene Ontology annotation, cellular component: membrane. NCBI's taxonomy places the organism in Eukaryota, Viridiplantae, Streptophyta, Magnoliopsida, Solanales, Convolvulaceae. Gene Ontology annotation, biological process: lipid transport. The record is from RefSeq and is a predicted model, not a curated record. Bases 1 to 414 code for a protein of 137 amino acids. The transcript has 2 exons. Gene Ontology annotation, molecular function: lipid binding.
AUGAAGAUAGUGAAAUUGGAGGAGAUAGUGGCGGUGAUGAUGAUGGUGAUAUUAUUAGUGGUAUCAUUAUCAACAAGGCGGAGAUGCAGCGGGGCAAUGAUAAUUGAAGAGCAGCAGCAAGGAGGAGGAGGGAUAGACUGUGCAACGGUGAAGGCAUUAGUGUCAGCUUGUUCGAGCUUCGUGAUGUACGGAUCGCCGGACCCCAUCCCUGGUUCGCCUUGCUGCGUCGCCAUGCUCAGCCUCAGCAACCUGGCCGACUCCACCGACAAUCGUCAGAUCGUGUGCAGAUGCGUGAUGGACCUCAUCACCACUUACAACCCCAACGCCACUUCCAUUGCCACACUCCCCGGCUUCUGCGGUGUCUCCCUUGGCUUCAUAAUUGAUCCCAACACUGACUGCGAAUAUAUUGGAUGAACAAUAAUCUUCUUUCAACACUACAAUUGCUAGCUAGCUGCUGCUUAAUUGCUUUCAAGAAGCACUUUGCCCGCUGUAUGUGUACCCAG